AUGCAUGUCAAGGUGAACAGCACUGGAAAGUUCAUGGAAUUUGAGCGUGCAGAAUGGGAAAAGAUGAAGAACAAGAUCGACAUGAUCACUGCGCAUGGCAUCAACUAUUUUAUGAACUGGCAGCUCAUCUACAAUUAUCCUGAGUCACUGCUCACAGAGAAGGGCAUCGUCACGAUCGAGCAUGCUGACUUUGAGGGCUUUGAGCAAUUAUUGCCCGUCACUGGCAGCUAG
This is a messenger RNA of Laetiporus sulphureus 93-53, 231 nucleotides long. RefSeq lists its product as uncharacterized. The record is from RefSeq and is a predicted model, not a curated record. NCBI's taxonomy places the organism in Eukaryota, Fungi, Basidiomycota, Agaricomycetes, Polyporales, Laetiporaceae. Gene Ontology annotation, biological process: protein folding. Gene Ontology annotation, cellular component: chaperonin-containing T-complex. The transcript has 2 exons. Gene Ontology annotation, molecular function: ATP binding; ATP-dependent protein folding chaperone. The coding region runs from base 1 to 231 and encodes 76 amino acids.